AUGGACAAUGCACCUCCACUCCCCAACACAAGUUCUGCUAUGACCACAACUGGUCAUCAUGAUUAUCGAUUAGAAAUCUUUCAUCGAUUCUUUAUUCCGACCGGGAUUCAAAAGUACAAUCCUACUCUGGAUGGAAGUAUCAAAUUCGACCCGACCAUGCUCACCGUUCUUACCAGAAAGCUCAUCAAACUAUUUAGAUCAAGACCCUUCUCCAUGACUACUGCUGUUGUCGUGUAUUCGUUAUUGAUCAGUUUACUAAGUCCACAAUUAUGGACUGCUCAUGGAGCCUUUGCAGCAGGAUUUUCCUCUCUCGCUUUGGGUGAUGAUUUGGCCAGAUCGGUCAUGAGUAUCUGUAAAGAUGGAGAGAAAGUCAAUGGAGUAACCACAACCACACCUUUGAACAUGUCCAAUCUUUGGACUGGCAUGCAUCAUCUUUCCGAAGGUCAAUACUGGAUGUUGUGGCUUAAAUUUAGCUUCUUUCAAAGAUCUUCCUUGUUGUUUUUAGAUACAUUGAAUUACAUGGCCGCAAAGAACAAUAAUGCUGCGUUCAAUUCCAGAUAUUACAUGGCCAAUGCCAAGUGGAUUGAAGGUGUGAAUGCAAUUUUAUUGUCUUUAGUAGCUUCCUAUGCAUCGUUACGUUUUGCUGAUCACAAGUGGCAUAAUUAUCUUCCCAAGUAUAUGGAAUUGUUCUUGUACGCAUUUGUUGCAUUGACUGGCGUUCAGACUAUCAUUGAAGCUCGAGUGGCUAAAAAGACUCCAGAAAAAUUAUAUGACGUUCAAAACAGAUUUAGAAGAAUUCGAAAGGGAGUUGUAUUGAUGAUUUCGAGCUAUGUAGGCCUAUUGUGGUUUACCAAAUUUGGAGAUUAUUUCUUACAACAUAUUUAUCAAUUCACGAAUGGAUCUCUAUCCAUGCGUUUAAUUGGUCGAACUAUUUUGAAUGGAUCCGUUUCACUAUGCUCUCUGUUCUUUGGUAUUGGAGCAGGAAGUGAAGGUUUGAAAGAGCUCGAUAUGAAUAUGGGACAUUAUUUCCAUAACUUGUUAUCAAAUGCAACUCGAAGAGCUACAGAAUUCGGAAAGCGAUAUGAAAAGGAAUUGGCAGCAAUUAGUCUAAGCUUCAUGAAAGGAGCUGGACUUUUUGCAUACUUUGCAGGUGGAUAUUAUUUCUCCAAGUCAUUUAGUUCAUUCUUCCAAAGAUUGACACAAUCUGGCCAUUCUCUAUCCAAUACCUCUUUGAAACAACUCUCACUGGAAAUGGGAAAAGAUGUUGCAAGCGUGGUUGCCAUGCUAGGAGGAUAUUUCACAUUUGCUACAGCAUUGAGCUUAUCAAGCCCAGUUCAAAAUGCAACUCUGCCCAUUGACAUGGUGAAUUUGAACUUGUCGGCAUGCGCAUUUUCACUCUUGGAAUUGGGUGCUGCUCUUUUCAAGUUCCAAUACCAAUUCAAUGAGAAACUUAUAAGACAAUCCUUAUUUAAUUCUCUUCCUGUUGUUUCAAAAAUUGAUGAGGUCUUGUCCUACGAGAAUAUUGCACUCAGUUUUGCCUCUACUGGCACUUUGGCUUAUGGCGUUGAUUUGUUGCGUAUGGCAUACAAGUUUACUCACAAUCCAAACACUCCACAGCUACAAUUCAAUCCUACUCCUGGAGGCGUGGCAUUGGCUUCGAGUUUAGGUCUCAUUUCAUUCAAACAUUUUCUCUCAUUAGGACAAUCUGUUUCAAGUUGUGUGAAAAGUAGUAAUUUGUUGGCUAGUAUUACUGAUUUGGGAUUUUUACUUCCUGCUGCAAAGGAUAUAGUAUUAGGAACAGCAGCAAUGGCAGGAGCAGGAUUUGUCCUCAUGAAGACAUUCCCAUCUCUGAAACCACAUAUUGAAAAGCCAUUGAAAUACUUUGAUGGAAUGCUUGGAAGACGAUUUAGAAAAUUGUUAUCUGUUUUUAGCUCUCCUGUUGCAGCGUUUACAGUAUUUGCAACAAUUGGAAGCUACAUUGUUUAUAAGAAGUAUAUUUAUGAUGAAGAAAUGAUGGCUUUAGAUGCAACAACCUCUGGAGCAACAGCAUCCAUUCCACCAACAAGCACCAAAGGAAACAAUGUGGCCUCCAAGUAG
This is a messenger RNA of Naegleria lovaniensis, 2097 nucleotides long. RefSeq lists its product as uncharacterized. Bases 1 to 2097 code for a protein of 698 amino acids. The transcript is spliced from 2 exons. The record is from RefSeq and is a predicted model, not a curated record. NCBI's taxonomy places the organism in Eukaryota, Heterolobosea, Eutetramitea, Acrasida, Naegleriidae.